AUGGCUGUCCCAACCCCGACGACGUCGUUUUCGACGACGUGCCUGGUCGUGUCGGUGCCCGAGUCGAGUUACACGGUCCACUACACCAGCGGCGAGGUGGGGAUUUACCCUCCCACAACGUACACGGCGCCGACAGAUAUCGUCAGGACCGAAACUGCAACCAUCGAAGCGAGCUGCUUCACCCUCGCGCCGGGGCAGAGCAUCCCCUCCUCGGUGGCCUUUGUCGGCGUGUCUUGCGAGACCUACUACCAUCCCGCGACCACGGAAACAUGGACCUACACGUCCACGCCUGGGCAGCCCUUCGUCGUUUUCGACAAAACCCUGGACGUCUACACCGGCACGACGACGCGAUACGUAACCGAGACAUACACCCGCCCGCCGUUUUCGGGUGUCUACUGCACGCCCCUGCCGGACGUGCGGAACCCGGACACGUGCGACCACGUAACGCCGCUGACGUGGGCCUCGCUCGUCAUCACCUUCAUCACCGUGCACCUGACGUGGUGGCUGUUCGACCUGCCGCUGCUGUGGAAGAAGAAGAAGAAGAAGAAGAAGACGGAGUGUGAGUCCGGUGAGCAGAAGGAGCGCGCCGCCGCAGCCGUAGCCCCAGCACCAACCACAACCCCAAUCGCGAACGCCGACGACGACAGGGCCGGCUUCCACGCCUUCCUGUACACCGUCACCUGGGCGUGCCUGCGCGUCAACGCGCCCGGUUGCGCGGCGUUCUACUCGGUGGCGGCCGGGCGCGACACGGGCGAGUUCGCGGCCAUGUACUACCUGGGGGUGCGGCGGAGCAAGCGGGACGGCGCGGCGCCGCAGUUCACCGCCUGGAAGCUGGCCACGUGCGUCGUCGCCGACCUGCUCAGCAUCGUCGCCGUCGCCGUCACCGUGUACCAGGCCUGCACGCUGCCCGAGUACGCGCCGCGCCGCUUCGGCGACGGCCUGUGGGCAUACCCUUCGCUCCCGACCGCGCUCAUUGGUCUGUGUCUACUUGCCGGCCGGGCGUGGUUUCCCCGCACGCGACUGGCGGCCAUCGGGCUGGUGCUGAUGGUCGUCGGGGUGCUGGUGCUGGUCGGGGUCGCGCUGGCGCUGCUGCUGUGGCGGUUCGACCAGCCCAACAACACGUGGUUUGUGCCCGUGAUCUUCUACGGCAUCAUGGCCUUCCCAGUGGUGGUUGUGGCGAGAAUCCUGGUCUUAUUCGCCAUCCCGCUUGGCGGCUUCGGCCGGGUUGGCGGCGUUAGUAUUGCCGCGUCCGAGCAUUACUCCGGCGGCCAGCCGUACUGCAAGAUGCCUGGUGCCGGCUUCACCGCGACGUAUGUCGUGCUGGGUGUCAUAUCUGGCCUGCUUGCCCUGCAGUGGUUCAAGCUGCACCACCCGGCCUUGCACAACAGGUCUAUGGGCGCUCUCACGUCGCCCAGCGCCAGCCAGGAUAACGCUGCGGCUGAAAUCGCACAGGCUGGGGGUGCAGGCUUUGAAGCGGAGAAGGCGAGAUAA
Thermothielavioides terrestris NRRL 8126 is the source of this 1491-nucleotide messenger RNA. RefSeq lists its product as uncharacterized. The transcript has a single exon. Bases 1 to 1491 code for a protein of 496 amino acids. Lineage: Eukaryota; Fungi; Ascomycota; Sordariomycetes; Sordariales; Chaetomiaceae. The record is from RefSeq and is a predicted model, not a curated record.